Echinops telfairi (small Madagascar hedgehog) is the source of this 1983-nucleotide messenger RNA. It is a transcript of the gene IPP, whose product is annotated as intracisternal A particle-promoted polypeptide. NCBI's taxonomy places the organism in Eukaryota, Metazoa, Chordata, Mammalia, Afrosoricida, Tenrecidae. Bases 23 to 1777 code for a protein of 584 amino acids. Gene Ontology annotation, molecular function: actin binding. The record is from RefSeq and is a predicted model, not a curated record. The transcript is spliced from 8 exons.
UUUUAAUUAUUAGAUCACCAUCAUGGCUAAUGAGGGCAGUCCCAAGGCUGAUGAUAGUCCUUUUACAUCAGAUAAGCAUGCCCAGUUCAUCAUGGCUCAGAUCAAUAAAAUGAGGAAUGGACAGCAUUUCUGUGACGUGCAACUACAAGUUGGGAAAGAAACUUUUAAAGUUCAUCGACUGGUUUUGGCUGCCAGUAGUCCCUACUUUGCAGCUUUGUUCACUGGUGGAAUGAAAGAGUCCUCAAAAGAUGUUGUACAGAUUCUAGGAAUUGAAGCUAGAAUCUUUCGGGUACUUCUAGAUUUCAUUUACACAGGUAUAGUGAAUAUAGGGGUGCAUAAUGUCCAGGAGCUGAUCGUUGCAGCAGACAUGUUGCAGUUGACUGAAGUUGUUAAUCUUUGCUGUGAAUUUCUGAAAGGACAAAUUGAUCCGUUGAACUGCAUUGGGAUUUUUCAGUUCUCUGAGCAAAUUGCCUGCCAUGAUCUUCUGGAAUUCACAGAAAACUACAUUCAUGUCCAUUUCUUGGAGGUUCAUCGUGGGGAAGAGUUCCUGGCACUUACAAAAGAUCAGCUGGUUAAAAUUUUGCGAAGUGAGGAGCUUAGCAUUGAGGAUGAAUACCAGGUCUUCUUAGCUGCAAUGCAGUGGAUUCUGAAAGAUCUGGGAAAGAGAAGAAAACAUGUAGUAGAAGUUCUAGACCCAAUACGAUUCUCUUUACUACCUCCUCAGAGGCUUUUAAAGUAUAUAGAAGGCGUGUCUGAUUUUAAUCUUCGUGUUUCAUUGCAAACACUUCUGAAAGAAUACUGCGAAGUGUGCAAAUCUUCCAAAGAGAACAAGUUUUGUAAUUUUCUGCAGACCUCUAAGGUUCGACCUCGGAAGAAAGCAAGAAAGUACCUAUAUGCAGUAGGUGGAUAUACUCAACUGCAGGGGGGUCGCUGGAGUGAAAGCAGAGCUCUCAGCUGUGUAGAACGCUUUGACACCUUUAGCCAGUACUGGACGACUGUGUCUUCACUGCAUCAGGCUCGAUGUGGGCUGGGAGUAGCAGUUCUGGGAGGCAUGAUUUAUGCUAUUGGAGGUGAAAAGGAUUCAAUGAUUUUUGACUGUAUGGAAUGCUAUGAUCCAGUUACUAAACAGUGGACAGCAGUAGCUUCAUUGAAUCAACCCCGCUGUGGUUUGGGAGUGUGUGUGUGUUAUGGGGCUAUCUAUGCUUUGGGUGGAUGGGUUGGAGCUGAGAUAGGGAACACCAUUGAAAGAUUUGAUCCAGAUGAAAAUAAAUGGGAAGUCGUUGGCAAUAUGGCUGUGUCACGCUAUUACUUUGGGUGCUGUGAAAUGCAAGGUUUAAUUUAUGUGGUUGGAGGUAUCAGCAAUGAAGGAAUAGAGCUUCGUUCUUUUGAAGUUUAUGAUCCACUUUCCAAGCGCUGGUCUCCACUUCCUCCAAUGGGAGCCAGGAGAGCAUAUCUUGGGGUAGCUGCACUGAAUGACUGUAUGUAUUCUGUUGGAGGAUGGAAUGAGACGCAAGGUGCUCUUCACACUGUAGAAAAAUAUUCCUUUGAAGAGGAAAAGUGGGUUGAAGUUGCCUCAAUGAAGGUACCUAGAGCAGGAAUGUGUGUUGUGGCUGUCAACGGGCUUCUGUAUGUUUCUGGAGGACGAUCUUCCAGCCAUGAUUUCUUGGCUCCAGGAACCUUGGACUCAGUUGAAGUUUACAACCCUCAUUCAGACACAUGGACUGAAAUUGGUAAUAUGAUCACUAGUCGUUGUGAAGGGGGUGUUGCCGUACUAUGAAAUGUAAGGCCUACAAGGACACGAGCAACUUUCUGAAAAUAUGAGACCUGGUCUUUGGCAAAUCAAAUGUGUAUUUUGUCACAGGAUCCUUUGAACGGGGUUUUCCAUGUACUUGGUUGAAAAAUGACUACAGAGAUUUUUAUAAGAAUUUGGAGAAGGUAAGGGGAAGGUGGGGGGAGAAAAGGGAAGCCAAUCACAAUGAUCUA